Messenger RNA from Trichoderma citrinoviride, 1557 nucleotides. RefSeq names its product MFS general substrate transporter. Gene Ontology annotation, cellular component: membrane. The transcript has 3 exons. The record is from RefSeq and is a predicted model, not a curated record. Bases 1 to 1557 code for a protein of 518 amino acids. Gene Ontology annotation, biological process: transmembrane transport. NCBI's taxonomy places the organism in Eukaryota, Fungi, Ascomycota, Sordariomycetes, Hypocreales, Hypocreaceae. Gene Ontology annotation, molecular function: transmembrane transporter activity.
AUGGCAGAAGUCCUGCUCGAUAUCCCCGUCGACGCGCCUCUUUUAGGGGACAAUGAGCGCCAACACGAUGACUCGAACCGCCCUGAUGAUGCGGCCUCGCCUCCCGCCCUCAAGGCCGCACGAUGGCAGGUCAAGUUGCCGAAAACCGCAGUGAGAUUGAUUGCCGUUCUGGAGUUCAUGAUUGUCGCCAGCGGCAUGCUGUUGAUGAUCCCCAUAUACCGCCUGAUUGAGGACACCGUCUGCCACGUCUAUUACGGAGACGACUCCCUGGAUAUGAUUGACGAGAUGAAGUGCAAGACGGACGAGGUCCAGGCGCGAAUGGCGUAUCUGCUUGGCUGGCUGGGGCUGUUCAACUCCAUCAUGAGCCUGCUCACCACGUUUCCUUACGGCAUGCUGGCCGACAAGAUGGGCCGCAAGCCGACGAUACUGCUCGCCUAUGCAGGCAUGACCUUGUCCGCCAUUUCUGGCCCGCUGGUGCUGGGAGUCGGCCAGCAUGUUCUCCGCAAGAAUCCGUAUUUUCUCAUGAUCACCUCACUGCUUCUCUUGAUCGGUGGUGGGACCCCGGUUGUGCUGUCCAUGCUCUAUGCCAUGGCUGCUGAUGUUAGCUCUGAAAAGGACAAAGCUGCCAGCUUUCUUCAGCUUACGUUUGGUGCUACGGCUGGUGGUCUGGCUGGUCCUCUCCUCACGGGAUUCCUGAUGGAGAGGCUUGGCCCCUGGGUGCCCAUCUUCGUCGGAUGGUCCAUCUACCCUUUUAUUUUGCUCCUCUUCUGCUUCAUACCAGAGACGCUCCACGUCGACAAGAAGACAAAGAGGGGCGACGCCGACGUGUCUAUCCAAGCCCUCAAGCGGCAAUUUUACAGCAGCUUGAAGGACUUUAGGGAAGCGCUGGGUCUGUUGAAGAACCCCAGCAUUCCUCUGGUUCUCCUUACAUUUCUGUUUCAAGCCGCACGGUUCACGGCAUACACCAGCACCAUUAUUCAAUACGUCAGCAAGCACUUUGGAUGGCGCCUCGCCGAGACCAGCUUCCUCCUCGCCCCCUUUGGAGUCCUCAACCUCACCGUGCUGGCCGUCCUCCCCAAGAUCUCGGAGAUGCUCGUGUCCCGCCGGUUCGGCUACUCUUCCUUCAGCAAGGAUCUGUUCCUGACGCGGAACUCUACUGUCCUGCUCUUUGUCGGUGCAGUGAUUGAGGGCUUCAGCCACAACGUCGUCCUCUUCAUCAUCGGCCUCUUUGUCGAAACCUUUGGCGCGGCCGCCAGUCCCCUGGCUCGAGCCACAGUCACGCACUACGUUGAGCCCGAGUUCGUGUCCAGGCUGUAUGCUCUGGUGAGCACAAGCGAGAUUGUCGGUUCGUUUAUCGGGGGUCCCGUGCUGGCGUGGUGUUUCGAUGUGGGAUUGCAGAAGAAGGGCGUCUGGACUGGGUUGCCGUGGUUCUACAUUGCGCUCUUGUCGAUGAUUACCUGGGUUGGAUUGCUGUUUGUGCGUCCGCCGCCGGCGAAGAAGAGUUCGGCUGAUGAUGAGAAUGACGAGAUGGAGCCGAUGAAUCCUCAUGACGACUAG